AUGCUUUCGUGGCUCUUUUGCACGUCCCUGCGACCUUUUGGUCAUCGAGGUCAUUUUUCCUGGCUCGUGUACGAAGGUGCGUUUAGUGUCGCUGUUCGUUAUCGACCGGACGCUGGAAGGACGCAACGUCGACCCGACCAAAGCACGGUCAUUGAGCAACGUAAAAGUCUGGACCGAGUGAAAGAAGAGCUCGAGUGA
Molecule: messenger RNA, 198 nt
Organism: Peronospora matthiolae
Lineage: Eukaryota; Oomycota; Peronosporomycetes; Peronosporales; Peronosporaceae
Source: the annotation of a GenBank genome assembly